GUUUAAUGAUCUACAGAUAUCAGUACACUGCAAUUUUUCUAUAGAAGCUACUUUGAAGUUGAAUUGAAUGGUAGAUUGGCGUUCUGUUUAUUCGUGAUGUGAUUAUGACAAUGAUCUGAAAAUUUUUAAUGAUUCAAAGGUCUGACGUUCAUAAGUCAACACAUGGACUGCAACACAACACUUAUCGAGAUGUGUUAAUUUAGUUAUAAGACGGGGGGGAAAGGCCUAUAAACAUCUCUUAUUAUGAUGGAGUGUAGUUCUUUAUCAUUGCAAAUGUCAAUGACAGUGUCUUAUUAUUGUUUGUAAAAGUAGAGUAUUAGAUACAGUUCUUUUAUUGAACCUCGUUAUUAGGGUUGGGCAUCGAUGGAAUUUGAGCGAUUCAGGUUCCGAUUCCGGUUCCUUAGUUAGAUUCUGGUUCCAAACGAUUCUCGAUUACGAUUCUUUUAGGGGCCAGGGUAAAAAAAAAGUUUGCAUGGUUUAAAUAAUGGGUGUCCAAAUUAUGAACAUCCAUUUCCUUAGCAGCCCGCAGCAUAGACUAAAAUGAACAAUUGACCCGAGGUUCUUUAUAACCAGUAUCAAUAUCAAACCUCUGAACUAAAAGGCAAUAUGUGUGGAACUAACCCAAUUGACUUAAUAUUCAUGAAUUAAUGUUUCAAUUAAAAGUUAAAUACGGCAUUGUUAAAAUAGUUAUUUUAACUGUUUUAACUAUUUUAUUUUAUUGUUUCACUCACCCAGUUAACUGAGAGUUGACUUCACUAUAUAGUUGCCCCUGUAUUCUGUUUCGUCACGUCAAAUGGUUUAUAUGUGCAAGUUUUAAUGUGACUUCUUGUUUUAAACUUGUAGCCUUUUAUUUGGAAGGAUACUCACCGGAACUCAGCAUUUUGGCACGAAAAGUAACUUCACACGGCACCGGUGAUUUAUUUUUAUUUUUUUUAAUGGAUGGAACCAAACGCUAUAAAACACUGAUUCCUUUCCCGAUUUUCACCGAUGAGGCACAAGAUAUUUCUGCUGCACAAUGGCAAAUAUUUAAAAGCCUGAAUCAGCUGCUGAUAUGGUGGACCUUAGAAGCCCCCAGUCUCACAUUGGAGUGAGAGUCUGGGGAGAAUAUUGCAACGGGUUAUGGCUUUAGGAGAUCAUCUUCCACAAGAAUCUAUUUGCACCGCUUAGAAAUAAGAGAUUGGAAGAUGGAGAGAGUGGCAGCUGAGAGGGAGAUGGACGCCCUUACAGAUUCUGAUGAGGAGCUCUCCGAUGGUGAUUCCCCUUCAGAAAUUAAGUCGAGUCGGGUGACGAGAGCAGCGGAAGACAACCGUGAGUACACAGUGAAUGCUCAGGCCAUCCCAAACUCGGCCACACCUCACGACUCUGGAAUUGGUGAUGUGGAGUGCUGUGGCUCUAUGGAGGGCAGAGAUGAUACCGAGGAGGUUUCUGACGGAAUGGAACACGAAAGCGCUGAUGGUCACGUAAGCUCCCGAGUCAUAAAUGAAGAGGACGAUGAAUCUGGGAAGGCGCAGCACCUGAACGGGGAGUCGACCUGGAGGAGCUUCGGAUCAGGAAGGAAGUGCAAACUGAGGAACAGCGCAUCAUUUUCUGAGCAGAGCAAUCAAAGUGCUUUCACGCCACCCUCCUUUCAAAAAGGUGGUUUUGUGUCGAGCAGCGGCAGGCACAAGCAGGCCCGCAGACGCAACCAUCACCAUCAUCAGUUGAACCGCGGCCGCAGGCGCACGGGCAAACAACUCGUCUUUGCUUUUAAAGAAAUGCUGUCUGAGUCUGUCAGUGUCUGGUGCAUCUCCUGUGUCCACAUGAUGAUUGAGAUUAUUGUCACAUUAACUCACAAUUGUGGCAUUGGUGUGGAGACCGGAGGGUUGAAACUUUUCCGCUUGGGGCAGCAGCUCAUGGGAAAGAUUACUGACAUUCCGGGAAUGAAGGCAGAUGCCAGUCGGAUUUUAAAAUGGAUGAAAUGCGCAGGCACGGAUGUGGUGGAUAAAGUUGUUGGGUCACUCAAGUGGACUAAACAAACUGCCUUGUCGACUCUCAGACUUCUUUGUGCUCUGCUCGUGCUCGGGUCCCAGCGGGUGAAAAGUGUCUUGAUCUGGCUUGGUGGAGAGAGGGGAAAACGGUAUUGGACAACGUUCCAGGAUACACGUUUUUGGAAGAGGUUGGUGUUUUUUGUGGAAAGAGUCAGAAAGCGUUUCAGGAGGGAUGGACACAUGCACACGCCCGGCUUCGAGUCACCGGGACGAGCUGGGAGAGGCCCGCCAGGCCAGGAGCUGGAAAGACUGCUGGCCCUGGCAGAAGUCCCAGAAGAUGAGCUUGAUCCCUUCACGGUGCUCGGCGUGGAGGUCCACGCGACUGAGGCUGAGCUAAAGAAGGCCUAUAGACAGCUGGCUGUCCAGGUCCAUCCAGACAAGAAUAAACACCCACGAGCUGGUGAGGCAUUCAAAGUACUGCGGGCUGCCUGGGAUAUUGUCAGUAACCCAGAAACACGGAGAGAGUAUGAAUUGAAGCGCAUGGCGGCAACCGAGCUGUCCAAGUCCAUGAACGAGUUCCUCACCAAACUGCAGGACGAUCUGAAGGAAGCCAUGAACACCAUGAUGUGUACCAAAUGUGAAGGCAAGCACAAGCGCUUUGAGAUGGAUCGAGAACUCGCAGAGGCCCGUUUCUGUGCUGAGUGCAGUCGUCACCAUAGCGCUGAAGAGGGGGACCUGUGGGCUGAGUCCAGCAUGUUGGGCCUACGUAUCACAUACUUUGCCUGUAUGGACGGCAAAGUGUAUGAUAUCACAGAGUGGGCGGGUUGCCAGAGGAUCCUCAUUUCUCCAGACACACACCGUGUGCCCUAUCACAUCUCCUUUGGGUCCAAGAACAACAGCAAUGCCGCCAGAAACAGGCCACACUCGGAGCACGGUUCCGGUUCCGGUCCAGCCAAUCCAGCCGACUUGCAGGACUUCUUCAACCGCAUCUUCAAGGGAGCAGCCCCCAGUGACAUGCCAGCCAACGGGGGCUUCUUCCCCUCAGGUCCAUCUCACCACCCCCCGCCCGGUGCUGGAGCUCCCCCGUUCUCUCCUCCUCCAGGCCAGACAGGCUUCUUCAUGCCGGGGGCCCAGCGCCCUGAGCCCAGCGAGCCGUGGGCCGAGGGCGGCAAACCUCCGCCUCGGAGGAAGAAGAAGGUACGCAAGCCCUUCCAGAGGUGAAGUCUGCUGAGACAGGACGGCUACUAAAACAACCCAGGGACUCAUUCAGCACAGGCUGGUUUGGGGUCUUGCUGACAUCUCAGCGAGAGGGGAUUUAUUAUGUUGCUUGAGAAGCUGAGGUCCCACAAGACCUGAACAUGAGCUUUGGGCUCCUUUAACAUGUUUGAAGGUUCAAGAGGUGUCAGCGAUGGUGCGUUCGUUACCCCUCAUUUCACCUUAGUUUGGCUUCAACUUCACACUGACUGUAGCCUUGCUAUUCUUCUGCAGCCUCUCCUACCAAGUCCCGCACCAUUUAUUUACCUGCUCUUUGCUACUUCGAGUCACUCACUUCCUUUGGAAUCUAAAUCUUCACAAGCCAUCGUGGCACCAGGCAUGGCUCACCAUAAUCAGCUAAUCAAUAUGACAAUAUUGACCUUGUCAGCAGCACUACGUCAGUGUUACAUAACUAUAUUUCAGUAAACAUCCAUGCUAGCAGUUACUUAAAAAAAAAAAAGUCUCUUAUACUUCCUAAAUUUGAGAUCCCAAUGAGCUCAGUCCCAAAUUAGUAUUAGCAUAUGUUAAUCGUCAAAGAGGGAGCCACCAUCAAUGCUAUAGAAUCUGGAACUUACAAAAAAAAAAAAUCAGAUGAAACAUUUAUAUGCACAACAAUAAAUUGAGAACUCUGGUGGUGGAAAGGUCAGAUGGCAUGAGUUUCCACUGUCAAUGUACCAAGCUACUGGGACGCCAUCUGACUGAAAAAUAACCUCUUUUAACAUGUUUCUCAUCUUGUCACUAUCUGAUUACAUGCCAACCGGAAGAUGACAUGCCGUUUUAAGCCCAACAUAGCAGUGCUUCGUGGUAGAGGUUUCAAAUGGUCUCAAAGCCGAGACGGGCCUAGUGAUUGGUCUAUACUGCCCUCUGUUGUUCAUCAAAGCAUAGUUUUUACACCACCAGUUAAAAGUAAAACAAACACUAAUUUUAGCAUACUGUCUCUGCAACCUAAAUCUUAGUGUGUCUAAACUAACUGAAUUUGAAUGGUAAUUAAAACGUUUAAAAGGUCAUACUCAGUUAAAAUAACUAGGAAAACUAAAGCGUUUACACGUACUGUGUGAAGAUUGCCAGAGCAAGCGGGGUGCGUUUACACAUAUUGUGUGAAGUUUGCCAGAGCAAGCGGGGUGUGUGAUAAAAGCCGUCUUUUUGUUCUUUUCGGUAGAGAGUGAAUUUUAUUCCUUUUUUUGUUAAGGGCCUGUGACCUUUUACAGUGUUGGAUGAGCCCAAGCUGUUUGCGUGCAGCUGCAUUGCGAUGCCUCUGUGAGUGGAAGUGGUUACCUGUUUUUUUUGUUUUUUUUAAAAUAUAGUUUUAGCGUGUUGAAGCAGGAUGCUGCCAUACCCCCCCCCCCCCCCCCCCCCGUGUGUGAAAUUGCUCUUUUAUGCAUUUGUGGUGUCCAAUCAGAUGAGCCAUGCCAGACCCACAAAGGCUUGUAAAUGCUUGAAAUGAGAUUGAUACUCUGCAGUGGCACUAGAACAACUGAAAGGACAGAUUUAUAUUUUGCUUAUAAAGUAGCACAAUUUUACGUUUUGGCUUUGGGUUAUUUUUUCCAAUGAUGUGCAAUUUUUGGUCUGCCGUCCUUGUUUAGGUUGUCUAAUUUCCAUGAAACAGGAGAAAAUUUGUGUUAGCAGACUCAUCAAACGUUCAACUCAGCAUGAAAAUGUAGAUGGACAUUAUGGGUGCUGCUUAAACAUUCAAAAGGACAAUGGGAGAGCUACCAAUAUUUUAUUUUGUUUUAAUGUUUUUAACAGAAUAUGCAGGAAUAUUGUAAAAUAUUUAUCUGACAAUCAUCAGGGUCUUUUGUUACCUGGCUGGCAGACCGUUUAAAAGAAAAAAAAAUCACUCUUGGGUAAGUUUCCGCUGCUUUCUCUGGUUUUCAAAGUAAAGAUAAUUUCCUAAAUGCAACAGGUUUGCCCUGGUUUGUGUAUAUAUCUUUGUUUCCCUGUUCACAAUGCAUAUAUCAGCAACAAAGUGACGAACAAUAAUGAUAUACAGUAUUGUAGGUCCAAUAUUCUAUUGCAAAUGUUUCAUUGUUUGGCCUCAUUGUUUUUCCUUUGUGAUCAGUUAAAGGAAGUCAGUUGGUUGGCUUAUGUGAUUGGAUGCUCUCCUUACAAGGAGAUGUUUGAGAGGUGCACAUGGCUGCACACCACUCCAUCCACUUGACAUAUUUAUAGCCUCAGGUCAGCUCAACAAUGAAAUUAUACUUUCCACUCUUCUUGAGGAGGCCACAAUACCUUUCCACUCCUCACACUGUCCACAUGUUCUUAGUCAUUUGUGUCAGCUUUUUACAAGAUUCUCUGGAAGGUAUGUUAAGAAAAAAUAGAAAACUUGUCUGUACAAUCUUACCAACAAACACUCGUUUGCUGAAUAUUCACACGUCACUUGAAUCCCAAGAGCUUACGAUCAUUUGGCCCAUAUGUCAUAUAUGCAAGUUUUCAUAUAUAUUUGGUUAAAAUAUUUUUACAAAUAAAAUAAUACCAACAGACCUUUCUCUACAAUAAAGUACAGGAUGAUAUAGUCAACAAUGAAACUACAGCUUUCCUCUCAGAGCCCCCAUGAUGCUGCUGAGCUGGGAACAGUCUCCAUAUGCCACCAGACCUCCGUAGUUAGCCCAGCGGUCAGCACCUUUACCCUCAGUGUAAGGCUGGUGAUAGGUCAGUUCUACCUUCGCCUCAGAACUGCACUUCAAACUCUUCGUCAGGUCUACCACGCCCCCUCCAAGGGCUCGAAGCAGUGCGUGAGGCGCGCAGGAGUCCCACUUAAAGGUGCUUCCUUCUGAGAGGACGUAGGCGCCGGCCAGGCCCUGAAUGACGCACAGGAUUUUGUAGCCAGCUCCCGAGGCGUACAUCAGCUUUUCUGGUCCGCACAGCGUGGCCAGAGUCUCCUUCACCACCUGCUUCUCGCUGGAGCUCAACACCACCGACAGUGCCCGACGUCCUUCGGUUCCAGAUCUGGGAUGUGACACUGAGCACACGUUGACAUCGCCGCAGGACACGCCCCAGAAGAACUUCCCGCUCCAGCUGGAAGCAAAUGAUCGGGUCAGAAUAACUUGCGUAAUCGGACAAUAAUCAGAGACAAAUGCAGACUGAAGCAAAUGAAGACACAAAUGACUGUCUAUAGCUUUUUUUUUUAAAGAAACAUGGAACUAUACAGGGUGCCCACAAAGCAUCUUUACAAUUUAAAACUAUUACAAAAGCAACUGAUGAUGCUGAUCAGAUUUGUUCCAUGUAUACUCAGUUUUCAAUCACAUUGCAUGUGUGUACUUCAGGAACCCUGUUGAUGAAGAAAAAUGAUUUUCCUUCUCAAAUGAGGUCCCCAAACAUUUAAAUAUCUACUUCUCAUUUUGUAUUAAUUUCCACACAUUUGUUAAAGUGUAAAGAGAUCCACUGUAUAUUGAACUGAUCAAAGCAGUAAGGUCUGCCGCUAUAGAGCAGACGCAGUGGAACCUCCAAAGUUAAAUUUCAUAUUAUGCGGAGAACAUUUCUGCGGAAAAAUGUGCCUCAGAAGUCACCAAAAAACAUCAUCAUGCACGAUGUCAUGUCACAUGUCAGCAAAUCGAAAGACAGCUCAGUGAGCAUCUACAGGAUAUUCUCCAUGGUUUGUUUGUGUUAUUUGAGUUGUCACCGCAAAAGGGUAGCAAUGAUGGCAAAGACUAAGUGUGAGCUCUCAUAGGAAAGGGUCCCGCUUCUCAAUAUAUUAUGAACCAUACAAUGACUGAAAUAUCUUAUCUUCAUCGUACAUUUAUGAUCAA
Molecule: messenger RNA, 6967 nt
Organism: Phycodurus eques (leafy seadragon)
Lineage: Eukaryota; Metazoa; Chordata; Actinopteri; Syngnathiformes; Syngnathidae
Gene: dnajc14
Product: DnaJ (Hsp40) homolog, subfamily C, member 14
Exons: 7
Coding region: 1185-3188 (667 amino acids)
Molecular function (GO): dopamine receptor binding
Source: RefSeq, a predicted model, not a curated record